Mesocricetus auratus (golden hamster) is the source of this 1269-nucleotide messenger RNA. RefSeq names its product arylacetamide deacetylase-like 4. The transcript is spliced from 4 exons. Bases 1 to 1224 code for a protein of 407 amino acids. Lineage: Eukaryota; Metazoa; Chordata; Mammalia; Rodentia; Cricetidae. Gene Ontology annotation, molecular function: hydrolase activity. The record is from RefSeq and is a predicted model, not a curated record.
AUGGCUGUUCUAUGGCUGCUACUGCUAGCGGGGCUGCCCACAUUCUUACUGGGACUCUUUGUAUGGGCUGUGGCUAAGCAUUUUCUCACAGCAGAAGUUCCUUCCUCCUUACAGCAUCCGAUCAAAUUCAGGGUUAUGCAUUGUAUGACGCUUCUCAUGGUUGGCUUGGGAAAUAUACUAGAGAAGCUGAGAAUUUGCCCUAUGCUCAGAUUUGUUCAGUUUAUUAGUGAUAUAGGUGCCAUAAAGAAGAACCCUACCUUGGUGGUAACCAACAUGCAUUUUGGGUCAAUCCCUGUGAGACUGUUCCAGCCCAAGGCAGUGUCUUCCAAACUCCGGAGAGGCAUCAUCUUCUACCAUGGAGGGGGUGCUGUCUGUGGUAGCCUGGACAUGUACCAUAGCUUGUGCAGUUUCCUGGUCCAGGAGACAGACUCCGUGUUGCUGUCAGUGGGGUACCGCAAGCUUCCUGACUAUCAUUACCCUGUCAUUUUCAAGGAUUGCCUGAAUGCCGCCAUACAGUUCCUGAAGGGCCUGGAAAAAUAUGGGGUGGACCCAUCUCGGGUGAUACUCUGUGGAGAGAGUAUUGGGGGUUGGGCUGUGGCCACUACCAUCCAGGUCUUGGUCAGUAGCCCUAGUCUCCCCCAGGUCCGGGCUCAAGUUCUGAUUACUCCAAUAGUCCAGACCAUUAAUUUCCGCUUACCAUCUCAUCAACAGAAUAAAAAUGUGCCAUUCCUUACCAGAGACAUUAUGCUUAUGUGUUUGUGUAAAUACCUGGCCAUUGAUCACUCUUGGAAAGAUGCCAUUUUGACAGGUGCUGUCAUACCUCUGGACAAGUGGGAAAAAUACAGGAAAUGGCUCAGCUCUGACAACAUCCCCAGACAGUUCUGGAGUUCAGACUCAGAACCUGAGUUUCUUGGAUGUUUUAAUGAGGUUGCCUAUCUGGAAACAAAACAAAUUUUUGAUGUACACAUUUCACCUAUCUUAGCAGAUGAUAAGAUCUUUGCUCAGCUUCCUGAGGUAUUCCUAGUGAGCUGUGAGAAUGACAUCCUCCGGGAUGAUGCCUUGCUCUACAAGAAGCGCUUGGAAGACCAUGGGGUCCCUGUGACCUGGUACCAUGUGGAGGACGGCUUCCAUGGAUGCAUCCUUUUGUUUGAUAAGAAGUUUUUCUCUUUCCCCUGCUCCAUGAAAAUAGUAAACACUGUCAUCAGUUACAUAAAGAACAUAUGAAAACACCCUGAUAUCUGAGUGUAAUAAAAUAAAAUUUUCGCUUGC